GAAGUGACCCGCUGUGUUCGCGCAUCACUCACAAGCGAGCGGCAGCCGGCGGCGGAAGUGGAUAAACUGCAGCGGCAAGUGACAAACGAGCUGAUGGAUACGAAAGAGGCUACAGUAUCAACUGAUGGCCCUGAAGCAGCCAAUACAGGGGACAGAGACUUGAAGAAUUUCCCCCACGGAAAUGGUGAGCCAUUACGUACCCAUGACCAUACAGCUACUGAAAGAAAAGUCCAUACUACAUCAACAGAGGAAGAAACAGGUAUCAGUAAAAAAUCUGAAACAUUUGUAUCAUAUGAUAGUGAUUCUGAUGAUUCUGCCACAACAUGUAAGAGGGCUAGAUUUGAUGUGAAUUUGGCAAAUGAGCUUGAAUGUUCAAGUGAAACUGUUAAGGAAUCCAGUGCCAUGAAUUAUGUGAAAUACAGUGGAAUGACAGUCUCAGAGGGUGAAGAACAACCUAAAAAUAAAGUAACUCCUAAAGGCGUAGAAAUAAUAUAUGAUUUGAGUGAUGUAGACAGUGAAAUAAUGUUUCAUACAGAAUCACCAUCAGCAUCUGCUAUGAGCACAUCUUCAACAGAAAAUACACUGGAAGCUCAAAUUACUGAGACAAAUGAGGAAAUUGUAAAAAGAUUUGAACAGGUUCUGGUAUCAAAGGGACUGAUCCCAGAUGGUGCAAUUAACUGGCAAGCUGUUGCAGAACAAAUUACUGAUGAAGAAAUUGGUGGCUUAACUGCAAAAGAAUUAGAAGAUUUUUUUCUUGACAAAAUUUGUAAAAUUUUUCAAAUCUCUAGUUAUCCUAAAGACUUAGCCAUUGCUCAUUUCAAAGACAUAAAGCUUACUAAGAUGAUGGAUAAUAUUAAAAGUGAAACUUCAGAUACUCAGAAUCGAGUAAAUAGAGUGCAGAAAUUCAUAGAUGAUCACAAUCUUGCAUUAAGAGCCAGAGAGGCCAGCAAGUCAGAACAGCAAAUACCAUCUACAGCUGGAAUGUCAAGUGGGCAGGAGACUAGGAAAGAGGGAGCCCAUUAUAAGACAUCAACUACACUUGUUCAUGACAAGAGUACCUCAGUAGAACACAUAAAUGAAAUUAAGGGAAAUACAUUGCCAGUAAGAGAAACAAAGUCAGGUAUGGUUCCCACACAAGGUGCUCUGUACUCGUUCCAUGCAUCAUUGGAAGCUAAUACUGAGGAAAGUGCUAACAGUCUUCUUGGUAAGAGUGGGGAGAAUACUCCAGUACUGCCUAAACCAAUGAGCAAUGCAAAGACAUUGGUGUCUCAAAAGCAGCAAAAUCAAUUAGCCAGGGAAAAAAUUAAUACAUUGCCAGUAAGAGAAACAAAGUCAGGGAUAAUUCCCACACAAAGAGCCAUGUGCUUAUUCCAUGCAUCGUUGGCAGCUAAUACGAAGGAAAGUGCAAACAAUGUUUGUGUUAAAUGUGGUGAGAAUACUCCAGUACUGCCUAAACCAGUGAGCAGUGACAAAGCAUUGAUGUCUCAGAAGCAGAAAAAUCAAUUGGCUGGGAAAAUAUUUAAUACUGCCUCUCAAACUGGGCAAAGAACAAAGAUGUUCCCUGUUCAUCAAGCACCAAAGUCAAACCCUUGCAAAAAUAAUACAAAUACAUGCAUUGAAGUAAUUGAUCUUACAGAAGAUGAUGAUGAUGAUGAACAGUUUACAAAAUCUGCUACAAGUACUAGCUCAGUUGCAGAAACUAUGGCUACAACAAGUAAAGCAACUGGGUCAACUUUGGCUCCUAAUACUUCAGUUGGCAAAAUUAAAGCAUCAGGAAGUACUGCUAAACCAGUACCUGCUAAUCCAGUUAUGGAUACUACCUCAGUUACAAAAUAUAUAGCUUUAACAAGAAAGGUAUCAGGUACCAGGACAACUUUGGCUCCUAGUACUUCAGUUGAAAAACAAAAAAUAGAAAUAAAACUACCAGGAACUACUACAAAGCCAGCACAUUCUAACCUAGUUACAGGUACCAGCUCAGUUACAAAAAAUAUACCUUCAACAAGUAAAGCAAUGGGUUCUAGGGCAACUUUGGCUACUAAUACUUCAGGUGGAAUGCGUGGUAAAAGGAUUCAAGGAUCAAGAAGUACUGUCAAGCCAGCACCUGCUACCACAGUCCAAAUUAAUGCAGAAUCAGGUGGAUCAUCAGCAGGUACUUCUACAAAUGUGGCACCUAAUAGUGAAACUGUAAAACCAGAACCUCAGCUUGGAGUAUCUGCAAUAAUUGUACUGUCUGCAAAUGGAAAAAAGACAAACAUUUUUCUUGUUCCACAGUCAGCUGGCUCUAUACCAUUAUUGACUCUUGGUACACAAAACAAUGUAGUUAUGACAGUGGAAGACAUAAAUCCACAGCAAAACCAAGAAGAACAUAACAAUUAAUCAUCAGAGACUGACACAGAUCAGUCUCAUUAGAUGGAACAAAAAAUGAAAUUUGUUGUUACAUCAUACAUGAAUUAAUAUCAAAACUAUUGAAAAUGUGUUGUUGAUGAGUGAGAGGACUGUAUUUUUAUUGUCAGAUUUUGUGUGUUAAGAUAACACAGCUAAUAGUGAAUGUGCUCACUGUAAAAUAAAUUUUAUACAAAAAUAUAAUUUGUGCUGUCAAGUAUAACUUUCGUAAAAUAUUUUGUGAAUGUAAAUAAAGACUGAACAUAUGAUGUGUUUUCUGGAAAGUAAAAAUUUUAAACUUGUCACCAUAAUUUUCAACAAUGUAGUAACUAGUGUGGAAUGAUAACAUAUGAAACAGACAUUUGUUCUGUGAUUUAACCAUCUUAUUGUUAAUGCAGUGGCAGACCAUCUAUCACAAACUGAGUGGGGAGGCACGGUAGUGACAAACUGGAAACAUGCAGGGUAGGCGAUAGCUUGAAACACUGAUCCAGCUAUCCUAAUUGAGAGUUAUCAUGUUUUCCCUAAAUCUCUGGAGGUUAUUUUUGGGAUGGUUCCUUCAAGAAAUAUCUAAUAAUAACUGCACAAUAUGCACAAACCUCAGUAAACAAUAUGAUAAGGAGAGUAUUUGUUGUUAUAGUGAUUCAAAACUAGGCACAGAAACCAGUGUGAAAAUGAUAUAUUAUAGCCUGAGAUCAUGUGACAUCAGCCUCAUAAUGUGGUAGCAGUAAUAAAUUUGAACAAGCUGUGAAAGGUUUGUUAUGUAUUAAAUGCAAAAUGGUACAGUGCUGUUGGUGUGUUGAUGCUAAUUCAAAUCAGAGAAUAUGGCUAUGAUGUAAGUGCAGUGAGGAAGAAUUAAGCCUAAAGAUUGACACAAAUGAACUUACUUCUUAGUUGCUUGGUGAGAUUUCAAGCUCAAAAUACAUAUUGUAAUAAAAAAAACUAAUUCUUAAAUGUAGAAAUUAUGAGUCAAAAGAAACGUGAUCAAUUUGCAAGAGGAAACACACAGAUCCUCCAUGUUUCUAUAAAUAAAUGUUGAGAAGCCAGAGAAAAAAAGGAAGUUUUAAAAUUGUAAAAGUUUUGUUACACUAUAUAUGGACUAAUAUCAAAACUAUUGAAAAUGUUUUGUUGAUGAGUGUACAGGAAUGUAUUUUUAUUGUCAGACUUGUGUGUUAAGAUAAGUCAUGUACAAGU
Molecule: messenger RNA, 3573 nt
Organism: Schistocerca cancellata (South American locust)
Lineage: Eukaryota; Metazoa; Arthropoda; Insecta; Orthoptera; Acrididae
Product: mucin-19-like
Exons: 3
Coding region: 94-2376 (760 amino acids)
Source: RefSeq, a predicted model, not a curated record